AUGGCUUCUCCAAUCGUCGGCACCGCACCCGUCGGGUCUCCCCCGCACGAGACCCAGACACAGAGCCCCGCCAUCAUGGUCAUCGGCUCACUCAACGCCGACCUUGUCACCUAUGCCCCGCGCAUGCCCGUGGCCGGCGAGACCCUGGCCGCCAACGGGGUCCGCACUGGCCUCGGCGGCAAAGGCGCCAACCAGGCCGUUGCCUGUGCCAAGUUGGGUCGGCGGUCGCCUGCCAACAGAGGCGUGAAUGCGACAGCGGCAGCGGCAGCGGCACCCGCUCGCGCCGUCGCAGCUGUGUACAUGGUCGGCGCUGUGGGCGAUGAUGUGUACGGGCGAAAGGUGACGUCAGCGCUGUCGUCCGUCAGCGUCGACACGUCUGGCGUGGCUGUCCGCGCCGGCCAAGGCACCGGUGUCGCCGUCAUCUUGGUGGACGAUGCGGCCGGCGGCGAGAACCGCAUACUUUUGUCGGCCGAGGCAAAUGCGACACUCCAACCACAAGUCUACGCCGCGUCUCUCUCAUUGACGCCCGAGGACUGCCUCCCUGGGGCCACGCUCGACCUUGAUGCGGCAGCGGACAGGCGGGACAGCGAGCUGGCGCGCUUCGCUGGCCACUUUCUGCAGCUGGGCGUCCAGCAUGUGGUCAUCACCCUAGGCGGCGCGGGGGUCUACAACGCCAGUGCUUCGACACACACGCACAGUGGCCUGGUCCCCGCCGCCCCAACCACCGUUGUCGACACGACCGCCGCCGGCGAUACCUUUAUCGGCGCCUACGCGCUGGGUCUCGUCCAGGGCAAAACCGUUGCUGCCGCUGUGGCUUGGGCCAAUCGUGCCGCUGCAGUGGCUGUCGGUCGGCAGGGCGCACAAGAGUCGAUUCCUUGGAUGGACGAGGUGAAGGACGCCGACGCAUGA
Sporothrix brasiliensis 5110 is the source of this 909-nucleotide messenger RNA. RefSeq lists its product as uncharacterized. Bases 1 to 909 code for a protein of 302 amino acids. Lineage: Eukaryota; Fungi; Ascomycota; Sordariomycetes; Ophiostomatales; Ophiostomataceae. Gene Ontology annotation, biological process: D-ribose metabolic process. The record is from RefSeq and is a predicted model, not a curated record. Gene Ontology annotation, molecular function: ribokinase activity. The transcript is spliced from 2 exons.